Messenger RNA from Guillardia theta CCMP2712, 808 nucleotides. RefSeq lists its product as hypothetical. The coding region runs from base 104 to 808 and encodes 234 amino acids. Lineage: Eukaryota; Cryptophyceae; Pyrenomonadales; Geminigeraceae. The record is from RefSeq and is a predicted model, not a curated record. The transcript has 7 exons.
GUGGUCAAAACAUUCCCAAGGCCAUGGCUCCAUGCAGACAAGCCUGACCAGGCAGGGCAGAGCUUGCGACCUCGAGGAGAGGACGGAGAUCUUUUGAGCUGCCAUGUGCCUAGACCGUUGCUUGCGGACUUUAAUGACACCAUCCGGGUUUUUUCUUUUUCUUUUGACGCAAUGUGGGCUACUACACACAGCCUUACCACAAGAGGUGUUCUCUUGCUGCGGUUCGGUAUGCAGAUCAAACGCCUUUCAACAAUGCCAAGGUGUUCCAAGUUGCUGGGCAUGGACAAACGGGGAAUGCUGCAGAGGUGGCUGCACCUGUCGAUGGAAAACGGGAAACAAGGUCUGCAAAGUAAACAAGAACAACGGAGAGUUGAAUGAAUGUAAAGAGAACAACAAUUCCAUGGAGUACGACGGAUGUAUCGACUACACUGAUGAGGCAAGGAAAGAAGGCUCCAAGUCUUCUCUGCUCUUCUACAUUGUCCCUGGGGUUGCUGUGUUUGCAGGAGCAGUUUAUCUGUUCUGCAUGCGGGGGGGCUAUCAGCGCAAUGCGGCUCGACAAAUAAGAGCUAGACUGAGCGUUGUGAGCACAAUGAGCCGGCGCAGCGAGUACUUCUCGGCAAAUCUGCCGGAAAUCUUUCUGCAAGCUUUACAGGCUCCCGUGCAGCGACAACAGAUCUGGAACGAGAGCGUUCCUCCGAUCGCGUUCGAUCUCUACAUCUCGGGUGUUGUCCUGUCUGUGGAACUUGCAAACUGCACCACGGAGCGACCUGAACAGGACCAGGACAAGAGUGACGUGGAAUCAUCUUAA